Talpa occidentalis (Iberian mole) is the source of this 1406-nucleotide messenger RNA. It is a transcript of the gene JMJD4, whose product is annotated as jumonji domain containing 4. Gene Ontology annotation, biological process: protein hydroxylation; negative regulation of gene expression; positive regulation of translational termination. The record is from RefSeq and is a predicted model, not a curated record. NCBI's taxonomy places the organism in Eukaryota, Metazoa, Chordata, Mammalia, Eulipotyphla, Talpidae. Gene Ontology annotation, cellular component: cytoplasm; nucleus. Gene Ontology annotation, molecular function: sequence-specific DNA binding; histone H4R3 demethylase activity.
AUGGACCGGGAGACGCGCGCGCUGGCCGAGGCGCACUUCCGCGCGCUGGGGGGGCGCCCGCCCGGCCCCGCGCCCGCGCCCGCCCCGCCGCGCGUGGACUUCAUCGCCGAGCCGGCCGCCUUCCCCUACGCCGCCUUCGUCCGCGGCUACCUGCUGCCCAACCGGCCGUGCGUCUUCUCGCGCGCCUUCACCGACGGCUGGGGCAGCCGGCGCCGCUGGGUCACGCCCGCCGGCGCGCCCGACUUCGACCACCUGCUGCGGCGCUACGGAGACGUGGUCGUGCCGGUCGCGAACUGCGGGCUCCGGGAGUACAACGCGAACCCCAAGGAGCACAUGCCUCGGGAGUACGUGCGCUACUGGAGGGAGCACAUCCGGGCCGGCUACGCCUCCCCGCGCGGCUGCCUCUACCUCAAGGACUGGCACCUGUGCAGGGACACCUCGGCGGAGGACGUGUUCUCCCUGCCCGAGUACUUCGCCUCCGACUGGCUGAACGAGUACUGGGACGCCCGGGGCCUGGACGACUACCGCUUCGUGUACAUGGGGCCGGCAGGCAGCUGGUCGCCCUUCCACGCCGACAUCUUCCGCUCCUACAGCUGGUCUGUCAACAUCUGCGGGAGGAAGAAGUGGCUCCUAUUCCCGCCAGGGCAGGAGGAAGCCCUGCGCGACUGCCAGGGUGCCCUACCCUACGAUGUGACCGCCCCCUCCCUGCAGGCGCACGGCGCCCCACCCCUGGAGGUCACGCAGGAGGCCGGCGAGAUGAUAUUUGUGCCCAGCGGCUGGCACCAUCAAGUCCACAACCUGGAGGACACCAUUUCUCUCAACCACAACUGGGUGAACGGAUGCAACCUGGCCAGCAUGUGGCACUUCCUCCAGCAGGAGCUGCGGGCCGUGCAGCAGGAGGUGGCCGAGUGGCGGGACUCCAUGCCCGACUGGCACCAGCACUGCCAGGUCAUCCUAAGGUCCUGCUCCGGGAUCAACUUUGAGGAGUUCUACCACUUCCUCAAGGUCAUCGCUGAGAGGAGGCUGCUUGUACUCAGCGCCGGUGAGCCGGAUGGCGCCAGCCCCGGCCUGGGCCCCCAGCAGGCUGCUUUCGACGUUGGCCGCAUUGCCGAGGUGCUGGCGUCUGUGGUGGCCCACCCCGACUUCCAGAGAGUGGACACCAGCAUGUUCUCGCCACAGCCAGGGGAGCUUCUGCGGCAGCUGGAGGAGACCGUGGCCGCCACCGCGGCCCUGUAGCCACCUGGGCACUGCAGAGCCCAAGGGCAGCUCCAGGGUCCCUUCUGGAAAUAAACCGUGGCCGGCCCACAGCCUGGCCCCUGCCGCCGCUCCCUCUGGGGUGUUCUGCAGCAUCGGUUUGUGGCCGUAUAGGCUACAUGGUGAGGCCCGGCCAGGACCGAGACUCUGGG